AUGCAGUUGACAAGAAGUGUUCCUUUAUUGUUGUUCUUGUUUUGCCUAGUAAUUAAACCGUGUAUAUCUCAAUCAACCACCACAAACACCACCGCCGGUGAUGCUACCACCAUCACAAAAGCCGCCAACAUAAGCAAGCCCGGGUGCCAAAGCCAAUGUGGAAAUGUAACCAUUCCAUACCCCUUUGGUAUCGGUCCAGGCUGCUUUCUGAGCCGCUGGUUCGAAUUAACCUGCAACACUACUUUUAAUCCUCCCAAACCCUUCAUCGGCGGUCUAACAAUUCUUGAUAUCUCCGACUCUACUUUCCGAGUCGCUAACAAAGUGGCAAGCAGGUGUUAUGAUCAAUUUGGAAACAUCACCGAGGACGAAUCCAUCUCCACCAAUAUCGGCUGGACAUCACCCUUUACGUUUUCAGAACGAAAUCAAUUCACUUUAAUUGGAUGCGACGACUUGGCGGUGUUUCAGGGCCCUCUACAAGCAAACUUCACCAGCGGCUGUAUCGCGUUGUGUACACAACCUGAUCAAGUCUCGAACGGGUCAUGUGCUGGUGUAGGGUGCUGUCAGGAUACAGAUGUAGUUGCAAUCAAGGUUAUCAGGGUCAACCAUAUCUUGAUCCAGGCUGCCAAGAUAUCAAUGAAUGUGAAGAUCCCAACAGUAAUCUAUGCGAGGGGAUCUGCACCAACACUCCUGGAGGUUACUCGUGUUCUUGCGCAGAUGGCUACGUUGGAGAUGGAUUUCGCAACGGUCGAGGUUGUGUUGCUGAAACAUCGGAGUUCCCAGUUAUCAAAAUUCUCUCUAGGUAUGGGAUUUGGUUUUUUGGCCAUUUUAGUUGGAAUUACAUGGCUGUAUUUUGGCGUCAAGAAGAGGAACCUUAUCAAACUUCGGAAGAAACUAUUUCAGCAAAACGGUGGUUUACUACUGAAACAACGAAUCAUGAGCAGCGAAGGUAGCGUUGAUUCAACAAAAGUCUUCACCGCAGAAGACUUAGAAAAAGCCACCAACAACUACGCUGAAGACAGGAUCUUGGGUCGUGGUGGCUACGGAAUUGUAUACAAAGGCAUUUUUAGCAACAACCAGGUCGUUGCUAUCAAGAAGUCUCGUGUAAUGGACGAAACCCAACUCGAACAGUUCAUCAAUGAAGUCGUUAUCUUAACACAAGUUAACCAUCGAAACGUGGUCAAGCUCUUGGGUUGUUGCUUAGAGAGCGAGGACCCGUUGCUAGUUUAUGAAUAUGUUUCAAAUGGAACUCUCUUCAAUCAUAUUCAUGACAAAGGUAAAAAUUGGUUAUCACUGGAGAAUCGUUUAAGAGUAGCUGCAGAAUCCGCGGGUGCACUUUCGUAUCUUCAUUCAGCCACAUCAACCCCUGUGAUCCAUAGAGACGUGAAGUCCGCAAACAUAUUAUUAGACGAAAAUUACACCACAAAAAUCGCGGAUUUUGGAGCAUCAAGAUUAGUCCCCAUAGAUCAAACACAAGUUACAACACUAGUUCAAGGGACUUUAGGGUACUUGGAUCCUGAAUACUUCCACACAAGUCAAUUAACUGAAAAGAGCGAUGUUUAUAGCUUUGGCGUUGUGUUAGCUGAGCUUUUAACGGGGAGAAAACCGUUAUGUAUGGAAAGAACCGAGGAAGAAAGGAAUUUGACGACGUAUUUUGUAAUGGCGCUAAAAGAAAACCGUUUGUUUCAAAUUCUUGAUCCUAGAGUUGUAAGGGAAGGAAGCCUAGAUCAACUUCAGGAAAUUGGUGAGCUUGUGAAAAGAUGUGUUAAGCUUACUAGUGAUGAGCGACCUACGAUGAAAGAAGUUGCCACUCAACUUGAAGGUUUGCGGAAGUUUACUCAGCAUCCAUGGGCGAAUCAAGAAAGGGAUGAAGAAAUCACGAGCUUGAUAUAUACCGAGAAUGAACAAGAGGAUCUUUAUGGUGUGUCGAUUAAUCCGUAUUCUAGUACAGUCACAUCAAGACAAGGUCUACGUCAUGCCGUGAGGAGGCGCUACACCCUUCGUUCCAUGAGAUUUAAGAGUUCCAACCUUAAAGGUUGUGUUUUAUGCUUUCUGGACCAAUUGUGGAAAGAAGAUGAGAAGUUUAUCUUGGCAUUUGGCCCAUACAUGAGUUUAAGAGCUUUUUAG
Lactuca virosa is the source of this 2124-nucleotide messenger RNA. NCBI's taxonomy places the organism in Eukaryota, Viridiplantae, Streptophyta, Magnoliopsida, Asterales, Asteraceae. The record is from the annotation of a GenBank genome assembly.